Messenger RNA from Tarenaya hassleriana, 2298 nucleotides. RefSeq names its product transmembrane 9 superfamily member 1. Gene Ontology annotation, cellular component: endosome; trans-Golgi network; membrane. Gene Ontology annotation, biological process: protein localization to membrane. The transcript has 13 exons. The record is from RefSeq and is a predicted model, not a curated record. The coding region runs from base 180 to 1958 and encodes 592 amino acids. Lineage: Eukaryota; Viridiplantae; Streptophyta; Magnoliopsida; Brassicales; Cleomaceae.
UUGAGAACAAGAAGGAUCUCUGCUAAGAACACUGUGUUCUCUCUCUCUCUCGCUCGCUGCAGAGGACAGGAGAGAGACAAUAUAUAUGCUACGAGGAUCAAAUCACCGGGUCGAGCCACUUGGUCUUGCGUAAUAUCAUCGCCGUCGUCUUCUCUCUCCCCCAGAUCUGAUCCUCCGCCAUGGCGUCUUCCUCUGCGGUCCGAUCUCUCCUCUCGGUCUUCUCCGCCGCCGUUUUCCUUCUUCUCGCUCCCGUUCUCGCCUCCGAGUCAGAUCACAAGUAUCAAAAGGAUGAGAAGGUGACCCUGUGGGUGAACAAAGUUGGCCCUUAUAACAACCCGCAAGAAACGUACAACUACUACAGUCUUCCUUUUUGCCGUUCAUCUGGAAAUGAUGUUCACAAAUGGGGUGGUCUUGGCGAGGUUCUUGGUGGAAACGAGCUUAUUGACAGCGAGAUUGACAUCAAGUUCUUGAAAAAUGUUGACAGAAAUGUGAUCUGUCAUCUGGAACUCAAUGAAGCAAAUGUCAAGCAGUUUAAAGAUGCAAUUGAAAAUAGUUAUUGGUUUGAAUUCUUCAUGGAUGACCUGCCAUUGUGGGGUUUUGUGGGUGAGCUGCAUCCUGACAAAAGCAGUGAUAGCGGCAAGCAUGUCCUCUACACACAUAAAAAUAUUGUUGUUAAAUACAACAAAGAGCAGAUCAUUCAUGUUAAUCUCACUCAAGACAAUCCGAGGCCAUUGGAAGCAGGGAGGAAACUCGACUUGACGUACUCCGUGAAAUGGGUACCAACAAAUGUCACGUUUGCCCGUCGUUUUGAUGUUUAUCUGGACUAUCCAUUCUUUGAGCACCAGAUCCAUUGGUUCUCCAUUUUCAACUCAUUCAUGAUGGUUAUUUUCCUCACCGGUCUGGUGUCGAUGAUUUUAAUGAGGACUCUCAGAAAUGAUUAUGCUAAAUAUGCUCGAGAAGAUGAUGAUUUGGAGAGUUUGGAGCGGGAUGUAAGUGAAGAGUCUGGUUGGAAACUUGUGCAUGGAGAUGUGUUCCGCCCACCUUGCAGCAUGACUCUCCUCUCGGCUGUUGUCGGUACUGGUGCUCAGUUGGCGUUGCUUGUUCUUCUCGUCAUCUUACUUGCAAUCGUUGGUACACUCUACGUGGGGAGAGGAGCAAUUGUCACAACUUUCAUAGUUUGCUACGCUUUGACAUCCUUUGUCUCCGGUUAUGUGAGUGGUGGAAUGUACUCGAGGAACGGGGGUAAACAUUGGAUCAAGUGCAUGAUACUUGCAGCCUCUCUGUUCCCAUUUAUGUGUUUUGGGAUCGGCUUUGUCCUCAACACAAUCGCUAUAUUCUACGGAUCUCUCGCAGCUAUUCCCUUCGGGACAAUGGUUGUUGUUUUUGUAAUAUGGGGUUUUAUUUCGUUCCCUCUGGCCCUUCUCGGAACCGUGGUUGGAAGAAACUGGAGCGGUGCUCCAAACAACCCGUGUCGUGUGAAGACAAUCCCGCGUCCAAUCCCCGAGAAAAAGUGGUACCUGACACCAUCUGUUGUCUCGCUCAUGGGAGGUCUUCUUCCCUUUGGAAGCAUCUUCAUCGAGAUGUAUUUCGUCUUCACUUCCUUCUGGAAUUACAAGGUUUACUACGUAUACGGAUUCAUGCUACUGGUGUUUCUGAUUCUCGUAAUCGUGACAGUAUGCGUAACGAUCGUGGGGACGUACUUCCUGCUGAACGCCGAGAACUACCACUGGCAAUGGACCUCCUUCUUCUCCGCGGCUUCUACCGCUGUUUACGUGUACUUGUAUUCCAUCUACUACUACUACGUUAAGACAAAGAUGUCGGGAUUCUUCCAGACGAGCUUCUACUUUGGCUACACUUUGAUGUUCUGCCUCGGCCUCGGAAUCCUCUGCGGAGCUGUGGGAUAUCUGGGAUCGAAUAUGUUUGUAAGGAGGAUCUACAGAAACAUCAAGUGUGACUAACAGAGUUGAAACGUAAGGCGAAGAAGAAGAAGAAAGAAGAGUAAGGGAGGGGUGUUUUAUAUCAAUAGAGACGGAGGGGAAGGAAAUGGGUUCGGGGCUUGUGAUAUAUAUUCUUGGAAUGUGGGGUUUUUUUUUUUUUAUAAACUUUUGCUCCCCUUUUGGCAAGUCUAAAAAUACCUAUUUUCUUUUUUUUAAUUAAAAAAUUAGAAUUAAGAGAUAAUUUUGUUUUCCUGUGAUCAUCUUUGUUUUAUUAUUGAUCAGCAGAAUCCAGUACUAUGGUUUGGUCGGUGGUGUAGUAGUAGUACAUGUAAUUCAGUCCUCCCCAUGGUUUGGUUCUUCA